AUGGUUUCUAUCAAAUCUCUCUCAACUAUCUUUUUUCUCUUACUCGGCAUUGGCAUUUGCUACGCCACUAGCGGGAAUCUCUUAACAUACGGCGAAAUCCCGGCUGGACAUGGUGGUGGCGGUGGUGGAGGCCACGGUAGUGGAGUUGAAGGGUAUGCCACUGGUGGUGGUGGUCACGGUGGUGGCGGUGGUGGAGCUUCUUCUUCCGGUGGCCAUGCUAGUGGCGGUGGUGGAGGUAGUGGUGGUGGUGGUGGAGCUGCUUAUAGUGGUGGAGAUCAUGCUAGCGGUUAUGGAAGUGGUGGUGGUGAAGGGGCUGGUGGUGUAAGUGGUGGACAUGCUGGUGGGGGAGGUGGUGGAAGCGGAGGCGGUGGCGGAUCAGCAUACAGUGGUGGAGGUGAGCAUGCUAGUGGUUAUGGAAGUGGAGCUGGUGAAGGUGGUGGCGCAGGUGGAGGUGCUGCUGGAGGUGGAGGCGGUCAUGGAGGAUCAGCAGGUGGAGGGGCUUAUGGUGGUAGUGCUUAUGGAGGCGGUGAAGGAGGCGGAGCUGGAGGCUAUGGAGGCGGUGGCGGUGGAGGAAGUGGGGGAGGAGGAGCUUACAGUGGAGGUGGAGCUCAUGGAGGUGGUUAUGGAAGUGGUGGUGGUGAAGGAGGUGGUUAUGGUGGUGCAGCAGGGGGAUAUGACAGUGGUGGGGUAGGUGGUUCAGGUGGAGGCGGCAGCCAAUAUGGUGGUGCUUACGGUAGUGGUGGUUCAGGCGGUGGACACGGUGGUGGAGGAGGCUAUGCUCCAUGA
This is a messenger RNA of Eruca vesicaria subsp. sativa (arugula), 786 nucleotides long. The record is from the annotation of a GenBank genome assembly. Lineage: Eukaryota; Viridiplantae; Streptophyta; Magnoliopsida; Brassicales; Brassicaceae.